UGGCGGUGCUGCCUGCAGUCUGACACGCAAAUAAAUAAAAACAAAAGUUUAGUAAUCUGGCAGCCUUAGGCUGUAUUACAUGCAUUUGGGGUUUUUUUCUGUUGACCCCAAAAAGCUGGUACAGGGACAGGGGGGAAAUGUUUGCAUAGAUUUUAGUUAUUUUGUGAAAAGUUAACUUAGCCAAUAUGAAAUAAGUUAGCAAAUAUAUAGCUGUCUGUGCUAAACAUUCAGCAUUCAUAUCAAGCUGGAUUCAACCUAAAUGUACUAAAUCUGAAGCGAGUUCACGAAAGGAUGUCGGACUCAGACAGUGACGAGGACCAAGAUCGCCCUUUCUCUCUAACUGGCUUCCUCUUUGGAAACAUAAAUGAGGAUGGGCAGCUAGAAGAUGACAGUGUUUUGGACAAUGAGUCCAAAAAGCAUCUGGCUGGGUUGGGUACUCUGGGUCUGGGCUCCCUCAUUACAGAGAUCACUGCUAAUGAGGAGGGGGAUCAAGAGGAAAACAGAGACCCUGGAUGUGUGGAUUCAGAAGGUUGGGUGAAAAGCACGGAAGAUGCAGUUGAUUAUUCUGACAUCAGUGAGGUUGCUGAGGAUGAGACAAAGAAGUACCGCCAGGCCAUGGGGUCUUUGCAGCCCAGCAGGAAAACAGAUGAUGAGGAUGACUAUGAUGCUGACUGUGAGGAUAUUGAUUCUAAGCUCAUGCCUCCUCCGCCACCACCAAGUCUUCCUACAGCUGCAAAGAAAGAGGAGCCCACCUCUCAAAGCCCAAACGCUGGAGAAGAGGGUGAUGGCAUCAUCCUGCCCUCCAUCAUUGCGCCAUCCUCUACUGCUGAUAAAGUUGACUUCAGCAGUUCCUCAGACUCAGAAAGUGAGGCUGACCGUCCCUGCCAGGGCUCGGGGUCUGGGGGUGCCCAAGACAGGCUCUGCCUCCCUCUCGCUGGCAUCAUGCAGAAAGAUGCUGCCAAAGCACUGCCAGGUGUCACAGAGCUCUUCCCAGAGUUUAGACCUGGAAAGGUGCUUAGGUUCUUACGACUCUUUGGUCCUGGAAAGAACAUGCCGUCAGUUUGGAGGAGUGCCCGCAGGAAGAAGAAGAGGAAGCACAGAGACCCUCAGCCGGGGACACCUCCUCCAGAGGGAGAGCCCACUGAGCAAGGCCAGGAGAAGAAGUCUGGAUGGGAUUAUGAGUACGCACACCCUCCAGCCCCAGAGCAGUGUCUCUCAGAUGAUGAGAUAACCAUGAUGGCUCCGGUAGAAUCAAAGUUUUCACAAACUUGCGGCGAUGGUGACAAGGAAGCAGAGUCUCGACCUAAAGUGGCAGAAUGGAGAUAUGGUCCUGCUCAGCUCUGGUACGACAUGCUAGGCGUCCCUGAGGAUGGAAGUAACUUCAACUAUGGGUUCAAACUAAAAGAACUGGACUUGAGUGAGCCUGAGAACCAGGAUCCGCCUAAACAAAUAACAGAGGUUGUACAAGAGGUACAGCUGUUACACAAUGACACUGAUGCUAAUGCUGACGCUGAUACUGAUGGUGAUGGAGAUGAUGAUGAAGACAGAAUCAAGGACAGACAGGCCCUUGAGAAUGAGCUCUUCCUGAUGGUCACUCAGCUGCAAUGGGAGGAUGACAUUAUUUGGAAUGGAGAAGAUGUAAAACACAAGGGCACCAAGACGCAGCGAGCAAGCCUGGCUGGAUGGCUGCCGUCUAGCAUGACGCGCAAUGCCAAUGCUUACAAUGCACAACAGGGACUGACUAGAAGUAAUUCCCAGUUAGUGCCACCCACACCUCCACCAAUGCCCAAAGUUUCCUCGAUCACAGGCUCCAAGAGGGAAAAAAACAGCCAUGAUAAUCAUGCCUCUCACGAAGAAGACUCUCCCUGGUUCUCCAUUUUCCCUAUUGACAGUGAGGAGUUGGUGUAUGGACGCUGGGAAGACAACAUUAUCUGGGAUGACCAAGAGAUGGAUCACCUUCUUAUGCCACCUGUUCUUACACUAGAUCCCAAUGAUGAGAAUAUCAUUCUAGAAAUUCCUGAUGAAAAGGAGGAGAUGACGUCCCACUCCCCAUCAAAAGAGAAUAAGAAGGAAUCAGCGCUCAAAAAGAGCCGCAUCCUGCUGGGGAAGACUGGAGUGAUAAAAGAUGAGCCACAGCAGAACAUGUCCCAGCCUGAGAUGAAGGACCCCUGGAACCUCUCCAAUGACGAGUUCUACUAUCCCAAACAGCAGGGCCUGAGGGGCACGUUCGGUGGCAACAUCAUUCAGCACUCCAUCCCGGCACUGGAGCUGAGGCAGCCCUUCUUCCCUACUCAUAUGGGACCUAUGAAGCUGCGCCAGUUCCAUCGAUCGACCCUGAAGAAGUACUCUUUUGGAGCGUUGGCUCAGCCGGGCCCCCACCCCGUCCAGCCACUGCUCAAACACAUCAAGAAGAAGGCCAAGAUGCGGGAGCAAGAGCGUCAGGCAUCAGGAGGAGGAGACAUGUUCUUCAUGCGAACCCCGCAGGACUUGACAGGCAAAGAUGGAGAUCUGAUCCUGGCUGAGUACAGUGAAGAAUACGCCCCUCUCAUCAUGCAAGUUGGCAUGGCCACUAAGAUCAAAAACUACUACAAAAGGAAACCUGGAAAGGAUCCUGGAGCACCAGACUGUAAAUAUGGAGAGACUGUAUAUUGCCACACAUCGCCUUUCCUGGGUUCUCUGCAUCCUGGACAACUGCUACCGGCGUUUGAAAACAACCUUUUCCGCUCCCCAAUCUACCUGCACAAGAUGCCAGAGUCAGAUUUCUUGGUUCUACGAACACGACACGGCUACUACAUCAGAGAGAUUGUGGACAUUAUUGUAGUCGGUCAGGAGUGCCCCUUGUAUGAAGUUCCAGGGCCCAACUCCAAACGAGCCAAUACCCACAUCAGAGACUUCCUCCAAGUGUUCAUUUACCGCUUAUUCUGGAAGAGCAAGGAUCGGCCCCGCCGGAUCCGCAUGGAGGAUAUAAAAAAAGCUUUUCCAUCACACUCAGAGAGCAGCAUCAGAAAACGACUAAAACUCUGUGCCGACUUCAAACGUACAGGGAUGGACUCGAACUGGUGGGUUCUGAAGCCUGACUUCAGGUUGCCUACUGAGGAAGAAAUCCGAGCCAUGGUGUCUCCAGAGCAGUGUUGCGCUUAUUACAGCAUGCUGGUGGCAGAGCAGAGACUCAAGGAUGCCGGAUACGGUGAGAAAUCAUUCUUUGCUCCGGAGGAAGAGAAUGAAGAAGACUUUCAAAUGAAGAUUGAUGAUGAGGUGCGGACAGCUCCGUGGAACACAACAAGAGCCUUCAUCUCUGCCAUGAAGGGGAAAUGCCUGUUGGAGGUGACAGGUGUGGCUGAUCCUACAGGCUGUGGAGAAGGUUUCUCCUACGUCAAAGUGCCCAACAAGCCCACCCAGCAGAAGGAUGACAAAGAGCCACAGCCUGCCAAGAAGACUGUGACAGGGACAGACGCUGAUCUGAGGAGACUCUCACUGAAGAAUGCCAAGCAGCUGCUGCGCAAGUUUGGUGUUCCAGAGGAAGAAAUCAAGAAGCUCUCCCGCUGGGAGGUGAUUGACGUGGUGAGAACCAUGUCCACGGAGCAGGCUCGUUCUGGAGAGGGACCCAUGAGCAAGUUUGCCAGAGGCUCUCGUUUCUCCGUUGCUGAACACCAGGAGCGUUACAAGGAAGAAUGCCAGAGGAUCUUUGACCUGCAGAACAAGGUUUUGGAGUCGACAGAAGUGCUCUCCACAGACACAGACAGCAGCUCGGCAGAGGACAGUGACUUUGAGGAGAUGGGAAAGAACAUUGAGAACAUGCUGCAGAACAAAAAGACCAGCUCCCAGCUGUCCCGCGAGAGGGAGGAGCAGGAGAGAAAGGAGCUGCAGAGGAUGUUGAUGGGCGACGAGAGCGACCGUGACAACAAGGGACGCAAGGAGCGGCGCAAGGGCUUGUCAAGUUCCUUGUCCACCGGCUCCCACAAGGAUGACGACACAUCCUCCGUCACCAGCCUCAACUCCUCAGCCACGGGAAGGAGACUCAAGAUUUAUCGCACCUUCAGGGACGAGGACGGCAAGGAAUAUGUCCGCUGCGAGACAGUGCGCAAGGCUUCAGUCAUCGAUGCCUACACCAGGAUCAGAACAACCAAGGAUGAUGAAUUCAUACGAAAGUUUGCUCUCUUCGAUGAGCAGCACAGAGAAGAAAUGCGGAAGGAGCGCCGGCGUAUUCAGGAGCAGCUGAGGAGGUUGAAGCGAAAUCAGGAGAAGGACAAGAUCAAGGGACCUCCAGAGAAGAAGGCCAAGAAGGUCAAAGAGAGACCAGACCUCAAGGUAAAACUAAAGUGUGGAGCAUGUGGAGCCAUUGGGCACAUGAGGACCAACAAGUUCUGCCCGCUGUACUAUCAGACCAACGCCCCACCUUCUAACCCGGUUGCCAUGACAGAAGAGCAGGAGGAGGAGCUGGAAAAGACCGUCAUCCACAACGACAACGAGGAAUUGAUCAAGGUGGAGGGAACGAAGAUCGUGCUGGGCAAACAGCUCAUCGAAAGUGCCGAUGAGGUGCGAAGGAAGUCUUUAGUGCUCAAGUUCCCCAAGCAACAGCUCCCACCAAAGAAGAAGAGACGUGUAGGCAGCGCUGUGCACUGUGACUACCUCAACAAACCGCACAAGGCCAUCCACCGUAGACGGACCGACCCCAUGGUGACGUUGUCGUCCGUGCUUGAGAGCAUUAUCAAUGACAUGCGGGAUCACCCCAAUACCUACCCGUUCCACACACCAGUCAACGCCAAGGUUGUGAAGGACUACUACAAGAUCAUCACUCGGCCCAUGGACCUGCAGACCCUGAGGGAGAAUGUGCGCAAACGAAUGUACCCAUCAAGGGAGGAGUUCCGGGAAGCAGUGGAAGUAAUCGUCAAAAACAGCGCUACUUACAACGGUGCAAAACAUCCAAUAACACAGGUAGCACAGUCCAUGCUGGACCUGUGUGAUGCCAAAUUGAAAGAGAAGGAGGACAGACUGGUGAGACUAGAGAAAGCCAUCAACCCCCUGCUGGAUGAUGAUGAUCAGGUGGCCUUCUCCUUCAUCCUGGACAACAUUGUGACCCAGAAAAUGAUGGUUGUUCCUGAUUCAUGGCCGUUCCACCAUCCUGUCAACAAAAAGUUUGUGCCGGAUUACUAUAAGGUGAUCGUAAGCCCCAUGGAUCUGGAGUCAAUCCGCAAGAACAUCUCCAAGCACAAAUACCAGAACCGAGAUGCUUUCCUCUCAGAUGUCAGUCUCAUCCACACCAAUAGUAUCAAGUACAAUGGUAAAGGCCCAGACAGUCCUUACACCAAGACAGCACUGGACAUUGUUAACGUGUGCAAGCAGACCUUGGCAGAGUAUGAUGAGCACUUGACCCAACUAGAGAAGGACAUCUCCACAGCUAAAGAGGCUGCUCUGGAUGCAGCAGACUUGGAGAGUUUGGACCCAAUGACCCCUGGACCAUACACACCACAGCCUGCUGAUCUGUUUGACAGCGGGGCUUCAGGAAGUCUGCCCAGAGAGACCAGCAGCCUUUUCUCUGAGGGACCUCUAGUGGUUGCUCCAGAGAAGAGAGGGGGGCAGUGCUUCUCAGACUUGACCUUUUACCGUGCUGCCCCUCAGGGUCGCCACGGCCGAAGACCCGGGGAAGAGGAGUCAGAUGUGGACAUUGAAGGCUUUGAGGAGGACGACGAUGGCAAACCCAAGACCCCUGCUCCUGCCGAGGACGCGGAAGGAGAUCUGGAGGACGAGGAUGACGAAGAGGACAUGUUACUGCCACCUCGCCGACGGAUGCACGACCAGGAGGAAGAAGAAGAGGAGGAAGAAGAGGGAGAGGAUGGAAGAUCUAACCGCCCGGCACAAGCCAGCGUCCUGUAUCAGGAUCUGCUCAUGUCUGACGGAGAGGACGAUGCCAGCGAAGAAGAGGGGGACAAUCCUUUCUCCUCCAUUCAACUGUCAGAGAGUGGCAGCGACUCCGACAGAGAGGUGGACGUGCGACCUCCACCUCCACGGAGAGCCCAAGAGACGGCGCGCAUGGGCAUGGAGCAGGAGGAGAGCAUGAUGUCAUAUGAAGGGGACGUGCCUGACGAGCCUCACAUGGAGGACAGCAAUGUCAGUUACGGCAGCUACGAGGAAACGGAGAGCCGCAGUCAGAUGCAGCCCAUGAGCAUGGGCAACGGAGAAGAAUACGGCAUCAGCGAGGAGGAGGAAGAUGAAGAAGAUGAAGCACGAAGGAGAGGCCCAGCGGUGCUCUCUCAGGUCCAGCUCAGUGAGGAUGAUGAGAGUGAAGAGUUCAGAUCUAUCGGGGGAGACAGCGACAUGGACUCUGACAACUAGUUUGUCUUUUUUUUUUUUUUUUUUACACAGUAUCAAGAAAACUGUUUGUAAUCUCAGUUGAAAAUGGAGAAAUGUAAGAUUUCUCAGAUGAAUAUAUUGUACAUUGGUUUUAGUUUGUAAAUGAUGGUUAAUGUUUAUAGCUUCCUCAUGCACUGUUAGGUAAGCUAUACCUUCAGAGUACACAGCAACAUAUUGUAAAUUUCAGUUUGCUUUUUACACGUUGAAUGAAUAUUUCAUGCUAUUAUGUACCUUGAAAUGCAAUUGUGUUCAGUUCUUUUGUACUAUUUUACCUAAUUCACAUCCUAGUUAAACACCGCUGUUGUUUCUCGACAAGUGUCUGCUUCAAAAACAGAAUAAACAUACUGAA
This is a messenger RNA of Scomber scombrus (Atlantic mackerel), 6700 nucleotides long. It is a transcript of the gene taf1, whose product is annotated as TAF1 RNA polymerase II, TATA box binding protein (TBP)-associated factor. The record is from RefSeq and is a predicted model, not a curated record. The transcript is spliced from 41 exons. Gene Ontology annotation, biological process: transcription by RNA polymerase II; RNA polymerase II preinitiation complex assembly; DNA-templated transcription initiation. NCBI's taxonomy places the organism in Eukaryota, Metazoa, Chordata, Actinopteri, Scombriformes, Scombridae. Gene Ontology annotation, molecular function: TBP-class protein binding; histone acetyltransferase activity; DNA binding. The coding region runs from base 292 to 6333 and encodes 2013 amino acids. Gene Ontology annotation, cellular component: transcription factor TFIID complex.